This is a messenger RNA of Thlaspi arvense, 330 nucleotides long. NCBI's taxonomy places the organism in Eukaryota, Viridiplantae, Streptophyta, Magnoliopsida, Brassicales, Brassicaceae. The record is from the annotation of a GenBank genome assembly.
AUGCGAGAUGUUGAAAAGAUGGUUGGCUCAAGAACGAUAUCGGAACCACAUAUCUCUUCUUUUGGCUCUCCCCUACGUACACCGCAAAGUAACCCUUUGGAACAUCAGCAGACUUUGAGGUUGCAAACAAUGAUUGCAAAGAAAAAGAUCUUCCUGUUUCUUAAAGAUGUGAGAAGUUCUUGUGCGGACACUGAAGGAACAAACCCUUGUGAAGUGCAUAUGAUGGUGGUUUUGACUCCUUCACUGAUCUAUUUAAACAUCCAGAAACGGAACCAACUCUUCACAUCACCAAGUGGUAAAGCAAUCCAAAAGCUUGACUCUCAACAUUAA